AUGCACCAGAAGAACCAGGCCGCUGCUUCUCAAGAAGACGACGACGACGACAAGGGCGAGUCUGGUGAGGGCGAGCGGCCAGAGAACCCGUUUGCCGAUGACGAAGACGACGAGGAAAAUUCGAGCGACGAGGACGAUGAAGACCGUCAUGGCCCAGGAGCAGCGGCGGCUGUUGCAGGUGCCUGGGGUCAAUCAGGAAGUGGGUCGUGGUGGCGAGGAGUGGGACGUCAGGGGCGGCCCCGAUUUGACGGACAAGAUGAUUCGGACGAGGAAGACGAUGAUGAGGAGUUUGGUGAUUUUGCCAUGCCCGAGGUCGAGCCAGCGCCGGGUACAGAUCCCAACGAGAAGGUAAUUCUGAAGCCUCUCGCGGUACACCCGCCGCAGGGUGCUUCAGGAGGCAAAGCCUUUAGCGGUCUGUGGCCGUUUGCAGGUAAGAAGGAUGGCAAGGAUGAUGGCGAGAAGGGGCCAUCAGAAGAGACGGCGACGGGAGACGACGAGAAACCGGUCCAGGCGGCCGUCGAGGCUGCUCGGCGGACGAGCAUCGAGGACCCGGAUGAUGACGAAGAGGUUGUGGUGCAGAAGCCGACAAGCCUCUGA
Colletotrichum fioriniae is the source of this 597-nucleotide messenger RNA. Its product is annotated as sporulation-induced protein. The record is from RefSeq and is a predicted model, not a curated record. NCBI's taxonomy places the organism in Eukaryota, Fungi, Ascomycota, Sordariomycetes, Glomerellales, Glomerellaceae.